This is a messenger RNA of Cokeromyces recurvatus, 8068 nucleotides long. RefSeq lists its product as uncharacterized. NCBI's taxonomy places the organism in Eukaryota, Fungi, Mucoromycota, Mucoromycetes, Mucorales, Mucoraceae. Bases 103 to 8058 code for a protein of 2651 amino acids. The transcript is spliced from 14 exons. Gene Ontology annotation, biological process: regulation of GTPase activity. The record is from RefSeq and is a predicted model, not a curated record.
AAAAAAAGUCUUUUUUCUUAUAUUUUAUACAUACGGCGUGUAAUAUAAGAAUAGAUAUAUUAUUUUGCUUGAAAAGCUUAUUCAUUAAAUGGCAUUUUUAACAUGAGUACAGACACAAAACUCAUUCUCAGCUUAGUAAAUAGAAUUGCUGUUAGACUACCAAGUAAUAAUGGCUCACAAUUUGACACAUUAGAAAGCGAUCCUUUAAUUCAGCAAACUGUUGCUGCAUUAAUUGAAUUAUCAAAAUAUAGACUACCAACUAUUGCAACAACAGUUGUAUCAGCAAUUGAAAAUGUAUCAAAGUCUCCAUUUCUAAGGAUAGAGGAUUCUCCUUCAAAAGACGUAUUACAAUCACAACUUUUUUUACUUCGAGUUUUAUCAGCAUGUAUGCAACAUCAUUGGAAAUAUUAUCAGGAUUUAAAUAACAAUACUUGUAAAAGUAACGAUAAUAAACGACCAUCUUUAAAUCGUAUGGAUGCAUCAUCUAACGUGACAUGGACUAUGCCAAAAGGCAUCUCACCUAUUCCUAUUGAUCCACCACCACUAGAGGACAAUCUUGCAAAGCAUAUCAUUUAUGUUAUGUCUCGUUUUAUCUUCCAAAUUAGUGUCCUUACAGAAUCUGAACAUAGAAUUAUUGUGAAUCAUUCUAUGAGCGCUUAUCCAGCUGAAGCUUAUACAAAUAUAAAUGGUCAAACAUCAUCUACACAGAUUAUUAUAGAUAUGUAUAAGGCAGCGAGUCAUGUCAUUGCCUAUGUAAGCGCAAGUAAUUGGUCAAUCACAUUUGCUAAAAUCAAAAACAGAAUUCUCUAUUUAACAACAACACAAGAAGAAAAUCCUGAAAUGACAGAUGCCAUGUUACUAGAAUGUGCUUCAUUAAAUUGUAAACGAUUAAGUAUGGUACUUACAGAAUUAUGCACUUCAAUUUUACACUUAAAAAAGCCAGCACAAUAUGCAUUAGCAACUAUUCUAAGAAGAGCAAUCUGGAAUUGGAUUGAAAAUUAUAAGGCUGAAUUUGCUCUUUUAUGUCAUAAUCAAACUCACAUUGAUGGAUCUCCUGAAGUUUUAUUUGAUAUAUUCAAUUCACUUGCAGACACAACAAAGCGAAAAGCUGUCUUUUGGCCUGUUCAAACUAUGUUACUCAUCCUUUGUCCUGACAUCAUUCUUUCAACUUCAGCAUCAAAUUCUAUACAAAUUAAAAAGGCUGCCUUUUUUAAUUCUCUUAGAAAAGCAAUGAAGAAUGACCGUAUAUGUGGAUUAGCUGCAAUUUGUUAUGUCGAUCUUUGUCGUGCAGCAUCUUAUGUACCAAAAGACAAUGUAAGAUCUAUUCGACAAUUAGUUCCGGAUGUUGAAAAUGAAUUGAUCGAUAAAUUAUUCAACAUACAUCGUUCUAUUGAUCUCGAGAUGUUAUCGAACAGCUUGGGUGUCUUGAUAGAUCGUCGAAGUCUAAUGGCAGAUUGCAUUGUUGCUAUGUUUCGACUAGAUACAGAGAGGACUGUGAACUCACUUAUUCCAACUUGCUUUGAUUAUGGUGCACCAACAAUUUUUAAAAUGAGUGUUGUUAAAGCAGCUGUUGCCAUUGCAUCAGAAGAGAACAGAUUAUCUUGGAUUCCCUCUAUUUCUGCAUUAUAUACACCAAUCUGUAGUCGACUUCGAAAGCUCUUUUUAGAGUUUUUCAAUCGCGAGUAUAAAGAGAAAUUUGAUGUGUCUAGUGCAUAUCAGACUACAAGUUCUCGAAAAGCAUUGUAUAACACUACUGAUAAACGUAUCGCGAAAAAGGAAACAAGAUCUGUACCAGUUCAUGAACGAUUUGAGUUGAUUUUAGAUGUAUUGAGAUUAUAUCAAACAGACCCUAAAUUAGCCAUUUUGGGGAAUGAAGAUAAUAGAUUUGAUCAAAAUGUAGCUCUCAUGGUAUCUAUUACUAAUUGUCUUCGUGAUCAAAACACCUGUGUUCGAGAUGCGGCUGCAGAAUGUUUAUAUAAACUGCAUGCACCAGAUUACAUUAUGUUGUGGGGAACGCCUGAUAAAUAUAUGGAAUCAUUUUGGAAAAUUUCAUCACAAGUGCUUUUUACAUUAGCUAAACAAUUAUUGGAUAGUCGAGAACGAGAGAAUGGACUUCGAAAACUACUUGAUCUUUUGAAAAGACUUUUGAUUUCCCGCAAUAAAUUUUUAGAACAGCAUCGUGAUGUAGCCAUGUAUGGCAUCGAUACAAGAGAACGAUUACAGGCAUCCAUUGGAUUAGAGGUUGCCCUUUUAGUGCUACUAUGUUCAUCUGAUCCAGAUAUUUGCACCCUUUCAAUUGAUUGUUUUGGUCUUCUUUGUACUGAAGUUCAUCUAACUGAACGAUUAGAUGACUCACAACCUUCUUCUAUCACCAUUGUCGAAAAUAUCGCUUGCUAUACUGAAUUAGCAAACAAUCCAGGAGUUAUUACGGGCCGUAAAUCACAGCAACGUCGUAUACGUCGACUCUUAAGGAUGGUUAACCAUAGCUCACCUGGUAUGUUAGCUGCUUGGGAAGAAGCCUGGAAACGAUGGAAAUUUAUGACGCCUAUAAUAGCUCGUGUACCUGAGGAAAGUAGAGAUGAUUCAAUGAUUGACUCCAAUCGAAAGGGUGGAGGAUCGAUAUGGCACGAUAAACUGAGAAACACGUCUUCAAGACAGACUUCUUUACCUGUCCUUAACCGUAUAGACUUUAUUGAUGAUGAUCGAUCAUCAGAAUGGCAAAAUUAUGCUGGGUUUCUUGCUGCUUUAGGAGGCGUUUGUUUAAUGACCGAAUCAUCUGUACCACCUUCACCUUCCUCCCAACGAUCACGAUCCAUCGAUACACUCACAAGUAAUAGCUCUCGACAUCUUACAGCUCCUAUCGAAUCAGCUACAAUGGUGGAUAAAUUUAUUAUGGAUAUGGUUGAAUUAUUAGCAUGUGAUAAUUUAAUUGUGCGUGAAUGGGUACGUGAAAUCUUGGGCAACGAUCUUUCUCCUACUCUCUAUCAUAUUCUAUUUCGACAUUUAGAAAACACUUUAAUGAAAUGUUUUGUACCUGAUAGUAUGGAUCCAAUUUGUAGCCCUCGUUAUACUUUAUUUGUCGAACAGGCUAUUUCAGUUCUUAAACAAGUUUUGGAUCGACUUGAUAAAUCAGAACACUUGUUUACUGUCGACUUUAGUACCUUGAUUAAUCAGUAUGCUUUAUAUUUAAACAAGUUGGGAAUAAAUCAGCUAUCAAUUAAAAUAAAGAUUAAAAUGUGCCAAUUAGUUGAUGUCUUGAUGAACAAGAAAGAAAGUGUAACGUUAAGACAGGAAUUUAAAUUAAGAAACAAAUUACUGGAAAUUAUAGUUGAAUGGACAAGUGAUUUCUCUCUGAAGCCAGAUAAUGUUAGUUCUUCAUCAAACUGUGAAUCAUCACAAUUAGAAAAAUUGCAAAACGAUUUAGAUUUAGCUUGUCUAAAGACAAUUGUCGCCCUUCUUCAUCAUUUACCUCUCCAACCUUCUGAGUCUGUUGUGGAAUCUGAUGCUCUCGCUAUCAAAAGUAGGAUGUUUUAUAAAUAUUUUACUUUCUUUUUUAAGCUUUUGAAUCGAUGCCGUGUAUCAGAAAUCGGAACCAAUCCACAAGUACUUGGUUACAAUUGUCAAUACAAAAGAUGUUCUGAAUUAACACCUCUAAAGAAUUACACUAUUUUAGCAUUAUCAAAUCUUUUGAGUGCUAACGUGGAUGCAGGUCUUAAGUAUUCAUUUUCAAUGGGUUAUCAUGAUGACACACGCACUAGAUCAGCAUUUAUGGAAGUAUUAACAAAUAUCCUAAACCAAGGAACUGAAUUUGACACCUUAGCAGAAACAGUGAUGACAGACCGAUAUGAAAAGUUGAUUGACAUACUUGUUCAAGAUGACUUGAAUAUUGCGCUUACAUUGUGUGAAGUGUGUGCUUCAUCUGAUAUUGAUGAUGUGGCAAAUGUUUUACUAGCAUGCUUUGCAUCUAGAAAUAAAACGAUGGUGUUGCUCAAAGCCGUUAUUGAAAAAGAAGUUGAAAAUACAGAAAAUGAAACAGAUUUAUUUAGAAAAACAAGUAUUGCAACUCGUUUACUAUCGGUUUAUGCUAAAAAUAAUGGAACUGAUUAUGUUCGCUCUGUCUUAUUGCCUGUCUUUCAAAAGUUAUCUGAACGUCCUCGUGAAGAAAAAUGUUUUGAAUUAGACCCAUCUAAAAUUGGACAUAAUGAAGAUGUAAAUAAGAAUAGACAAAAUGUCGUAGAAGUAACUGAAAUGUUUUUGGACGCUAUUUGUAACUCUGUCGAUAAAGCACCCUAUUCAUUUAGAGAAAUUUGUCACUUUAUCUUGAUAGCUGUUCGAGAGCAAUUUCCAGAAGCAAAAUAUACAGCAGUUGGCUCUUUUAUUUUCUUAAGAUUCUUUUGUCCAGCAAUCGUGUCUCCUGAAACAGAAGGACUGGUCAAGAAUACAGCCUCUAUCUCACGUGAAAUGCGUCGUGGUUUUUUGAUCGCUACCAAAGUGAUACAAAAUCUUGCUAAUAAUGUCUUAUUUGGAGCUAAAGAAACGUUUAUGAUUGUUUUGAAUGAUUUCUUAACAAGUAAUAUUUAUAAAGUGGCAAGCUUUCUUAGAGAGAUUUCUAAAGUACCAACUUCAAAGACAGUAACUGAAAGAACAGGUGGAGGAUCAGGAGAAGAAGGCAAUGAGGUACCUCAAUUGAAUGAAAAGCAAUAUGCUAUGUUGCAUCGAGUGCUUUAUGAUAAUAUUGAACGAGUAUCGCGUGAUGUUGCUGCACGAGGUGUGCGUAACUUUCAAGAUUCAGCAACACUCUGUGCGUGGAAACGAGAAUUUGAUAAGUUUGCUAACCUUCUUGCACAGCUUGGCCAACCACCUGAAGUGCCACAAAAGGAAUUGGCUGUAUCUCGUAGUUACGUCUAUGCAGCCUCUAAUCAACUUUAUGCGGACUUUAUGCGUAGAAAUAGUCGUCGUAGUGUAGAAGCGAUUGUAUCAAAAAAUAUAUUUUAUGAGGGCAGUACUUCAAAAGCUGGCAGACCUGUAUUCUAUCUCAUACUGCGCCAUAUCAAUGCAGAUAACAUUGAUUUUGAACUACUCAUUUAUCACGUCUUGCAGACUCUAGAACGUGCUGGAAACCGUCAUUAUGAGCUUGUCAUAGAUAUGUCACGCUUUUGUCGAUCGAAUGAAAUUCCUGCACAAUGGGUGCAUCAACUGUUACAACUCUUGAGUGAAGAUAAAUCAGACAAUAUUGCCAUCUGCCACAUAUUUAAUCCUAAUUCAAGUUUAAGAGCUUUUGUGAAAAAGCUUGCAAGACCAGUCUCUCACAAAUUUACAAAACGUAUUGUCUUUGCUGUUACAUUGGCUGAACUUUACGAAUAUAUUUCCCCGUCAGAGGUUAGACUUCCGAAAUCUACAAUUGGAUUUGAGACUGAUCCAAGUGCAGUCUUCUUCCCUGUGAAUAAAGUUUUGAAAUAUACAACGCAAAUACCUGUAACAAUGAAAAUUAGUGCGGAAUAUGUUCAAAUAAUGACGGUGCGGAAACAGGAAAUCUUUUAUGGACUGCAUGCAGUAACAAAUGACAUUUGCCAUAUCUCUGAAAUUGAAGAUAUUUCUAUGACACAACAUGAUCGAGCAACGGAGCAUAUAUUUGAAUUCAGUUACAGAUAUACUAGAGACAAUACAAUAAUGACAUUUAAUUCACCAAAGAGAGAAGCUAUUAUCAAUGCAAUUAAAAGUAGUAAACGUCGUUAUGAUAUGUCUCGUCCUAGUAAUAUAAGUGAGCGUACAAUUCAACCAAGUGAUGUUCCUGGACGGUUGCUUAAUAUGGCAUUACUUAACUUGGGCAGUAAUGAUCCUAAUCUUAGAUUAGCAUCAUAUAAUUUACUUUAUGCACUUAGUAGGGAGUUUAAUUUUGAUGUAGGAAAACAGCUUUUAGAUGCAAAAGAUCUGUGUUUACCUGCAAAUAGCACAGAAUUUAUUGUCAGUAUUAGUGAAAAGAUUGCAGCUACAGAACCAUCACUCACACUUGAAUUCUUAAAUGAGUGUAUUCUUGGAUAUAAUAAAUCAGAGCAAGGUCUACGCUACUUGUGUUUAUUAUAUAUGAUACCAUGGUUAUCCAAUCUAUCCUUAUAUUGUAGUCGGUCUCCUCAAGAUACAGCAAAAACAAAAGAAUUGUUAAGGCUUCUUAUUGAUCUGACUCUAACGGGAGAAAUAUCAAAAUUAGUUCAAGCUAAAAUUUGGAAAACAAUAGGCAAAAUAGAUGAUAUCCUUAAUUUAGUUAUUGAUACAUUUAUCCAAGUUUCUAAUGAAUAUGGGGUUGGAUCAGUUCAAGCUGAGGCAUUAGCAGAUACACUUGUCACAUUAUCUAGUGUCGUUGUUCGAUCUAAAUUAAUAUCCUUUCUGCGUAAAGUAAUUCAUCAUACAUCCUUCAAGCCAACUCGAUCUCUAAUAGAUCAUCCUUCUUGGCCAGAGAUUGCAAUCCUUGUUCGAUUUAUUCUUAUGUCAUCUUUUAAUAAUCGUGGCCCUGUUAAACUGAUUGUUCCUGAAUUAUUUCAUAUUAUAUCACUUAUUGCUGGUGUUGGAUGUACUGUCAUACGCGCCUCAGUUCAUGGUAUUACUGUAAACUUGAUUCAGUCACUUUGUACCUCUCUACCUUUGUCAGCAGCGAACGUAAAAAAGCUCCAACUUUUGUUAACAGAAUUAUCAGAGUCAAAGAGUCGUCUCUUGUUUGGCCUUAAUCGAUCAAAUGCAAAUGCAUUUGUAAUUAUGCCUGAAACUUUAAAUGAUUCAAAGGAGCCAAUCUCUUUGUUGUCUCUAGAAAUUAUUGUAAGUAAAUUGCUAGAAACAAUCAAAUAUGCAGCACCAAAUACAGAUAUUGCCAAUUAUUGGAGAGCAAGGUGGAUGAGUUUAGUGGCAAGCACGGCGUUCCAAUUCAACCCAUCUGUACAGCCUCGUGCAUUUGUUGUAUUGGGGUACUUGGGACGAGAAGAGAUUGAUGACGACUUGCUUUAUCAAAUAUUAGUAGCCUUACGUGGUGCAUUAGCGAUUUUUAAUGAUUCUGAUCCUAACUUGGUUACAAGUAUUAUGAUGUGCUUAAAGAAUGUGGUUGAAAGCCUUCCUAGUGACUCACGUUAUCUAUUACAGUUGUUCUGGGUAGCAGUUGCACUUGUCGAAAUUAAUACAGGACCUACCUUUGCUAUGGCUAUUGAACUGAUCCAAGCUGUUGUCCGUGCUUUAGAUUCUAAUGGAUUUUUUACAGAUGAUACAAUGGUAGAUGUCUUGUUAGCGGCCCGAGAACCAAUUGCAGAUGUUGCACGAGAACUUGACCACCUUUGUGGUGUUAACUUUGAUAAUCAUUUCUCGUUUGCAAUUGCAAGCAUUUUUAUGAAGGGUCUUCGAUACAGUAAUGUAAAAGAUUCAAUUUAUCAUGGUUUACACACCUUUUUGGAUAUUGAACGUAAACAGUACAUCUAUGAUGGUUUAUCAGGUGAAAACAGCAUUAUUGAGGCUUCUACUUUAGGCUAUGUAACUGGUCUACUUCCUUUAGCGGCAAAGAAUGAAAAAGUGAAAGAAUUAUUGAAAUCAGCAGGCUUGACAGAGGCAGAUAUUGAUAGUCAUAAUACAAUGAAUGAAAAAGCUUAUUCUGGUAUUUUCGAUAAAUUUGAUAUACCUGAUAAUACGACAGCUUUACUUUUAAUUUCAUUACUGGCUACAAUGCUAAAUGCAGCCGAUAAUGAAUCUGAACGAUUGUUUAUUUAUGGUCUUUUAUCCGAAGCUGCAGUAGCUAUUCCUGAAGUAUUUGCGCUUGUGUAUGAUUCCUUAUUACCAAAAAUGAACCAGAUUGUAAUCAGUAGUCAAACACAACUUAUUAUUGAAGCAGUAAAAUCUAUUUUACUUACAGCUUGUUCAGAUCCUGUUUUCAUGGAAUCCAAAAAUGGAACUUCACAAAGAAAGUUGCUCGAUAAGCUAGGGUUUUCUGCUUUAGGUGAUCCCACUUUUGGUGCUACAAACUCAAAUAUUUUACAGAAUACCAAACUUGCUAGUGAAUUAAUGGAACGUAUUAUAUCCUGUUAAAAAAAAAAAA